Messenger RNA from Mesorhabditis belari, 378 nucleotides. Lineage: Eukaryota; Metazoa; Nematoda; Chromadorea; Rhabditida; Rhabditidae. The record is from the annotation of a GenBank genome assembly.
AUGCCCAAUUGCCCGCGCUGCUCGAAGCCGGUUUAUUUUGCCGAACGCGUGACGUCUCUCGGUCAAGAUUGGCAUCGACCAUGUCUUCGUUGUGAAAACGAUAACUGCAAGAAGACUCUCUCCGCUGGAUCACACUCUGAGCAUGAAGGACGACCAUAUUGCAACCGCUGCUAUGGCGCUCUUUUUGGUCCUCGUGGUUAUGGACAUGGAGGAGUUGAGUCCCACACUUUUUUUUGGGCGGCACGACUGGAACUGCUGAUGAUCAUGGACCCUUUCGUGGACCGGCCGGCACCGUCUAGGUUUACCGGCCAAGAAAAGUUUGAGGCCGAGCAAAAUCGCCGAUACAAAAUCGACACAACACAUGUUAUUCAUUACACU